AUGGUUCCGACAUACCAAGCAAGCGAAACUUCAUCCUCAGGCGAGUCGUUAUCAGCUGCCGAACUGGGGGAACCUCUAAUCUCUGAAGCGAUUAAAUCGCUCUCGCGCGCCUCAACCUAUGGCAUCGACCGGAUAAACCCAGAUGGGCACUGGAUGGGAGAACUUCUGUCUAGUACUACCAUCACAUCUGAGCAUGUGUUCUUUCGGCAGACGUUGGGAUUGGACCUUUUAGAGGAUGGCGAUGCAUUCCGUACUUAUCUCCUUGGUCAACAGAAUCUCGAUGGGUCAUGGAGUAUUGCUCCAGAUUAUCCGGGAGAUGUCUCGACAUCAUCAGAGGCUUACCUUGCUUUGAAAAUACUUGGAGUUGCCCAAUCCAGUCCCAUUGACAAGGCACUAUACAAACUUGGGGGGCUGAAAUACAAUCCUCUUCGCCCAUACUCAAGGAAAGUGGCUGUUAGCUGGAUUAUUGAGCGGCAAGAAAAAGAAGGAGAUUGGGCAGGAAUUAUACCACCUAUGCAUCAAGGCAUUCAAGCAUUGACACUUGAAGGGUACAAGGUGACGGACCCAGUGGUCCAGGCAGGAAUUACAGCGAUUGAGCGGUUUGCAUGGCAGGAUGUAAAUGGGAAAAGGAUUCAAGCUUGUUUGUCACCAGUUUGGGAUACUGUGUUUAUGAUCAGAGCUCUUUGUGGUGCUGGUCCAGAGUCUGUAAUUGACCACAACGAUAGAAGGAUUCGACAAGCAGUUAAAUGGACGAAAGAGCAACAAAUCCUUGGCCCAGGAGGUGACUGGCGUAUAUACCAGCCCGACCUGGCACCAGGUGGCUUUGCCUUUGAAUAUAACAACACAUGGUAUCCAGAUGUGGACGACACUGCUGUUGCUAUCCUCGCAUUCCUCGACCAAAACCCGCAAGCCGUCGAGACAGCAUCUGUAGCCACUGCCGCAAAUUGGAUCCUCGGGAUGCAAAAUAGCGACGGCGGCUGGGCAGCCUUCGAUUAUGACAACGAUAAACUCUUCCUCAACCGCAUUCCCUUCAGCGACAUGGGUGCACUCUGUGAUCCUUCAACCGCCGAUGUCACAGGCCGCAUCCUUGAAGCCUUCGGCCUGAUGAUCCGCUGCUCGAAGACUGAACAUAUUGCUCCUAACCUACUAGAAGCAAUUACUACUAUCUCUGAUAAAGGGAUCACUUUCCUGGCCAAGACACAAGAAGCAGACGGCUCGUGGUAUGGACGCUGGGGCUCAAACUAUAUCUACGGUACAAGCAACGCCCUCUGCGGCCUCACGUAUUUCCAUGAUAAAAGUUGUCUUGUGCGGGAUCUCAUGCGACCUGCAAUCGCCUGGCUUAAGAGAGUCCAGAAUGAAGACGGAGGUUUCGGCGAAGAGCUCAUCACGUAUAAGACACCCUCGCCUGCGUUACGGGGCGUGGGUGAAAGCACUGCGUCUCAGACUGCUUGGGGUCUCAUGGGUCUACUAACUGUUGUGGGACCUAAUGAUAGGUAUGCUAAGAGUGCGGUAGGCUACCUAGUAAAUACCCAAGUUGAGAUUAGUGGAGGCGGCAGGAGUUGGCCGGAGAGGAAAUACACCGGAACGGGAUUCCCCGGACAUUUUUAUCUGGGCUACAGUCUUUAUCGGCAUUGUUUUCCUAUGAUAGCGUUGGGGAGGUGGAUUAAAAUUGUUAAGGGUGCGAAAGAGAAGAGUGCGAGAGGGGGGUUUGAGACGAGGUGGAGUGGGCAGUGA
Molecule: messenger RNA, 1734 nt
Organism: Venustampulla echinocandica
Lineage: Eukaryota; Fungi; Ascomycota; Leotiomycetes; Helotiales; Pleuroascaceae
Product: Terpene cyclase family member
Exons: 2
Coding region: 1-1734 (577 amino acids)
Biological process (GO): triterpenoid biosynthetic process
Cellular component (GO): lipid droplet
Molecular function (GO): intramolecular transferase activity
Source: RefSeq, a predicted model, not a curated record